AUGCCAGGUGCCUUCAUCGGGACAGAUAUUGUGCAUAACAGUAUCUCCGCCGCAGAGGCCUACCGGAAGUUCCCUGGCUUUGCACGGAAGGUGUUUCCGACCUCGGGUAUCCCGCUGGGUAGAUGGCCCUGGCUGAGAGUCGUCAUAGGCCUUUACAACGAUAGCCUGUACGACGCAGACGCGCUGGAUCAAACGAUUCGGACUGUUUGCGGGCCAACUCGUCGGGUAUUUGACGCAGGGACGACAUCGGCCGGGGGCCGUCGUCUCGCAAUUGUUGUUAGCCGGACAUCCGACGGCAAGCCUGUGGUCUUCCCCAACUAUCAUGGUGUGGGGCGGAUGGGUAUCGAUUCAGGAUAUCAGGUCAUGAUGCGUCAAAAUGGGACUCAGAAUCCCUUAUUGUCGGACGUGUGA
Molecule: messenger RNA, 411 nt
Organism: Aspergillus melleus
Lineage: Eukaryota; Fungi; Ascomycota; Eurotiomycetes; Eurotiales; Aspergillaceae
Exons: 1
Coding region: 1-411 (136 amino acids)
Source: RefSeq, a predicted model, not a curated record